CCCGACUUACCCCACCAUGUAAGACCUACUAUCACAAUGAACCAAACACCGAUGGAACCAUCCCGACCCCCCAUUAAGGAAGGUAGAAAUGGUAUUCCUUUGGCAUUGAGACAUAGCGUGAGCCCCUACAGCUAGUUGUCCGUCCCGGCAUUUGGGAAUGUCUUCCGGGCCUCCGGGUUAUAACGAGUCUAUCGUCACCAAUAAUAUGCUUUAUCCUCAGCUUACGACCCUGACUAUAUAAGAAUCAGCUCUGUCCGCACGCCUGCAUCACACAAUCAUCAGGAGUGAAAACAGCAAUAUCCCCUAUAAACAGCAACAAUGGCACAUCCCCCCUUCAACCCACCUCUCACCCUCACAACUCCAUCCCAUACCCUCAUCCUCAGCGAAGGAACCCCCGCCGACAUCCCCUCAUUAUGCACCAUCUGCUAUGACGCCUACGCUACCGACCCCAUGCUCCACGCCACCUACGGCACCGCCUCUCCCGCCGCCAUCAUCGCCUCCAACGUCAAAAGAUGGGAACUCGACUGGCCGCGCCCCAGCCGGCACGUUUACAAAGCCGUCGACGCAGCUACUGGCGAGAUCGUCGCGGUCGCAAAAUGGGUCUUCCCGCAUACGCCAACCCCGCCGCCUGAAGCGUUGGCAAAGGUCGGGUUUCCAGAGGGCGUGAAUAUGGCGCUUCUAGGGGCGUUUUUUGGGAGGUCGCUUGAGAAGCGCGAGAGGUGGAUGGAGUGGGAGGAUAUGUACCAAAUGAACGUCCUCGCCGUUCUACCAGCAUAUCAGCGCCUGGGGAUCGGACAGGCGAUGCUGGCGUCUGUGCUGAAGCUGGUGGAUGAGGAGGGGCGGAGAGUGUUUGUCGAGGCGACUCCCGAGGGGGGGAGCUUAUACCGGAAGUUCGGGUGGGUGGAGUGCGAUGAGCGUCUGAGGUUUGAUUUGGCAGAGUUUAAGGCGGGGCAGGGCGUGCUGGAGACGACGCUGUUUUUGAUGCGGGAGCCAGGUGCGGGGGGGCCGGGGAUGUGAUGUGAAGAUCGGGGAUGGCCUGGAUGACGCCAUAUAGAGGCGCAUAUAUAGUGGGCAGCUAUUUGAUAAAACUUCUAAUUUAAGCUCUGGGCACGUACGGUGGAAUAAGAAACCAUGGUAGGAUCUAAAAUCAUGUACAUUUUUAUCGCUGCUGCCAAAAAAAGUCAGCGUAGUCUAUGUUGUUGUAUCUAGUCAA
Messenger RNA from Pseudogymnoascus verrucosus, 1213 nucleotides. RefSeq lists its product as uncharacterized. The record is from RefSeq and is a predicted model, not a curated record. The coding region runs from base 319 to 1017 and encodes 232 amino acids. NCBI's taxonomy places the organism in Eukaryota, Fungi, Ascomycota, Leotiomycetes, Thelebolales, Thelebolaceae. Gene Ontology annotation, molecular function: acyltransferase activity, transferring groups other than amino-acyl groups. The transcript is spliced from 3 exons.